Molecule: messenger RNA, 2770 nt
Organism: Synchiropus splendidus (mandarinfish)
Lineage: Eukaryota; Metazoa; Chordata; Actinopteri; Syngnathiformes; Callionymidae
Gene: snx2
Product: sorting nexin 2
Exons: 15
Coding region: 137-1663 (508 amino acids)
Biological process (GO): early endosome to Golgi transport
Cellular component (GO): endosome; endosome membrane
Molecular function (GO): phosphatidylinositol binding
Source: RefSeq, a predicted model, not a curated record
ACAGGUCCGGGAGUACCUCCUGACUCCCCCCGCCCCUCCUCGCCCAUCUCCCCGCUGUCAGUCGACUGUUUCCCGGCCGAGUCUGCGUUCUCGCCCCGCUGCUGCCACCACUGAUCCCCGAGGAAACCUCGCGAACAUGGCGGACACAGCCAGAGACCACCCGCCGGACCACACCGACUUCCAGGAGCUGGAGGACGCAGAGGACCUGUUCCCGGAGCCGACCAUGGCUCAGGAGUCUGGACCCGCCAGCCUGCCCACCGAAGACCUGAGCUGCAAGACCAACGGACCAAAGCAAGACUGUCUGUUCGACGACGAUGACCCGGAGGACCUGUUUGCAGAGCCCACCGAGGAAGUUUCUCUGGACAGUCCCGAGAGAGACGUCCUGCUGUCGGACGGCCCGUCGCCCGCCAUCACCCCCAUCACCCCGCCCACCUCCGUCCUCGCCCCUCGCCUCGGGCACGAAGACAUGUUCACGCACUCCUCCUUCGAUGAGGUGGAGGAGGAAGAGGGAGGAGACUCUUUCGACAUCAACAUCUCCGUGUCGGACCCUGAGAAAGUGGGUGACGGCAUGAACGCAUACAUGGCCUACAAGGUCACCACCAAGACAUCCAUGUCCAUCUUCAAGCUCCACGACUUCUCUGUCAAGCGGCGUUUCAGCGACUUCCUAGGCCUCCACAGCAAACUAGCUUCCAAAUAUCUUCAUAUCGGCUACAUCGUCCCGCCGGCGCCCGAGAAAAGCAUCGUGGGGAUGACCAAGGUGAAGGUGGGGAAGGAGGACCAGUCUUCCAACGAGUUUGUGGAGAAGAGGAGGCUGGCGCUGGAGAGGUAUCUGAUGAGGACGGUGAAACACCCGGUGCUGCUCAAGGAUCCUGACGUCAUGCAGUUCCUGGAGAGUUCGGAGCUUCCCCGGGCCGUCAGCACUCAGGCUCUCAGCAGCGCUGGACUCCUGCGGAUGGUGAACAAGGCGGCUGAAGCCGUCAACAAGAUGACCAUCAAGAUGAACGAGUCUGACGCUUGGUUUGAAGAGAAGCAGCAACACUUUGAGAAUCUGGACGUUCAGUUGAGGAAACUUCAUGCGAGCGUGGAGUCACUGGUUUGUCAUCGAAAAGAGCUGUCCGUGAACACGGCGCAGUUCGCCAAGUCUGCGGCCAUGUUGGGGAACAGCGAGGACCACACGGCGCUGUCCCGCGCUCUGUCCCAGCUAGCUGAGGUGGAGGAGAAGAUCGACCAGCUGCACCAGGACCAGGCCAACGCUGACUUCUACCUCUUCUCAGAGCUGCUGGGUGACUACGUCAGGCUCAUCACUGCGGUCAAGGGCGUGUUCGACCACCGCAUAAAGACAUGGCAGAAGUGGCAGGACAGUCAGAUCCUGCUGCAGAAGAAACGAGAGGCCGAAGCCAAACUGCAGUUCACCAACAAACCUGACAAACUCCAGCAGGCCAAAGAGGAGAUCAAGGAGCUGGAGGGGAAAGUCCAGCAGGGCGAGCGCGACUUUGAACAAAUCUCCAAAACCAUCCGUAAGGAAGUGAGCCGAUUUGAGAAGGAGCGAGUGAAAGACUUCAGAAGCAUCAUCAUCAAGUACCUGGAGUCGCUGGUCCAGACGCAGCAGCAGCUCAUAAAAUACUGGGAAGCCUUCCUGCCUGAAGCCAAAGCCAUCUCGUAGACGCCACCUCCCAUCAUGCGCCUCUCACACCGAGCUGCUGACGGAGACGAGCGGCGGCGAGGCGGUGCGUCAGAGCGCAGCCACUUCCACAGCAACCCGACGCAGGCGCUCGUGGACAUGAAUGUUGUUUCCCAGACUGACGCCGGUGUUGGUUCCCGACGUGCCAGUCGCCUUCUUUUCCCCCGCCAUCGCGACGCCGCUCGUCUGGAAACAUCUCCUGCCAUGAGGACCCGAGUGAGGGCUGUCACAUAACUCUGAUUUGGUCCCGGAGUGAAGCGGCUCUACAUUAAGCUAACAAAGGCUAAACAAAAAAUCAUUUCCAUUUGUGGGAGGAGUUUUUAUGGCAGGACUUUGUUUCCAGAUGUGAUCAGCUUCUCUUUCCAAAACUGCUUAUUUCCUUUCUUUUGUUCUUUUGUUUUCACUCGUGAUGCUAUCAAUGCCAGAAUGCUACCGACGACUCCAGUGGAGCGCCACCUCGAGCUGUGAAACUGAUCCGGAGUCAGCGGCGUGAACCGCUUCGUCUCUGUUUCUACUUCUGUCCUUUCAAAAUAAGAGUCUGCUUUUGUGUUUCUGUUGCCGCAUGAUCGCAAGUGAAGGCAACGUGUUUUGUGUGCGAGUCGAUGGCAGCCAGGAAACGUCCGCCCAGUCAGUCCCGUGAACUGGACACGUGACUCAUGACGUAAACAUGAAGGUCAUUUAAAGUCGCAUCAUCUGACAUCAGCAAACGUACAGCUCCAGAGUUUCCUCGCGUUUCCUUGUGUGGCUCGUCGAACUCAACGUUUGUGUUGCUGCUUCAGUUGUGUGUGUGUGUGUGUGUGUGUGUGUGUCAGUGUCAGUGGACAGAUCAUCCUGCUGCUGUUGUAAAUACUUCUCAGAGUCGUCAGAUUAUAAUCCCAAAUCCCUUCUGUGAUCAUCCUUGCUCUCACUGAUUGAAAGCUGGAAUUUCCUGAGCAUCUUUUUGUAUCUCUGUAGCUCCUCCCUCCAUCCUGUCCUUCAUGUUGCUCCUCUCCUCUUCACUGACGCGCACUUUCUCUCCUGAUGAUGCCUCAGUUUGUUUUGUUGGGACAUUCCUCGAGUGAAGUUUGGUAAUUUCAAUAAAAGAAUGUA